This is a messenger RNA of Solea senegalensis (Senegalese sole), 1849 nucleotides long. RefSeq names its product probable G-protein coupled receptor 34. The record is from RefSeq and is a predicted model, not a curated record. Gene Ontology annotation, cellular component: membrane. The transcript has 2 exons. Bases 335 to 1609 code for a protein of 424 amino acids. Lineage: Eukaryota; Metazoa; Chordata; Actinopteri; Pleuronectiformes; Soleidae. Gene Ontology annotation, molecular function: G protein-coupled purinergic nucleotide receptor activity. Gene Ontology annotation, biological process: G protein-coupled receptor signaling pathway.
GAGAGAAAAGAGUGCUGGAUUAAACAGUGAGAGGGAGAGGAAGUGAAGAGGACAAGGGGCAGAGGACGAGCAGAGACUGUCAGAAAGGUGAGGUGAAGGCACCUCAGUGUGGUUUCUACUCGUUUAUCAUGCAUGUAACUCAUAUAAGUUUUAAUCAACAGGUCAGAUUCUGGAGAAACAAAAAACAAAUUGUGGCUUUUGAGGUUUGAUGAGGAAACGACUGCACAACGCACACACACACACAGACGCCUGAGCUGCAGCUGUGCUGAGACUCCCACAGAGGAAGACUGAUGAGCCUCGUCGACAACCCUGACGUCUUCUCUCCUCCAACACAAUGACUGCGACCUCCUCUGCCUCUUCGGUGCUCUUCACUCUUUCAGCCUCUGCGUCGAAUGACUCCUCUCUUUCUAUGUCGACUCCACCGCUGCCUGCUUCAAUGUCACUCUUCUCAGCUUCCUCUCUCCCUCCAUCCUCCACCUCGUCAGCCAUUUCCUCAAACCAGACGACGUGUUCCUUUGAUGACACCGCCAUCCGCCUGCCGCUCACCGUCUGUUACUUGCUCUUCUUCCUCUUCGGGCUUGUGGGAAACCUCUUUGCGCUCUGGGUAUUCCUCUUCUUACACUCCAGCCACAACUCUGUGCGAGUGUUCCUCAUCAACUGUGCAGUGGCGGAUCUGGUGCUCCUGGCGUGUCUUCCCUUCAGGGUCUUCUACCACGCGAACGGGAACAAGUGGGGGCUGGGCCCAGUGGCCUGCAAGCUGGUGGGGAACCUCUUUUACAUGAACAUGUACAUUAGCAUCGCGCUGCUGGGCUUCAUCAGCUUGGACAGAUACCUGCGGUUGAAGGGGAGGGGGCGAGCGCGGAGAGGCAUGGCGCUGACGCUGUGUGGGCGCCGGUGGCCGUGGAGCUGGUUGGCGUGCGGGGCUCUGUGGGGCAUGUCACUGUUGGGGGCGUUGCCCCUUGUCGUCACCGCGGACAACAAGGUCACCGCGGACAACAAGGUCACCAGUGACAAAUGCUUCCACUACAGGCAGCUACAAGGAGCCAAGUGGAAGGCCUACUUCAACGGGGCGCUGGUGGCGCUGUUCUGGCUCGUCUUCGUCAUGCUCGUGGUCUCCUACGCAAAGAUCGCCGCCGAGCUGAUGAGGGUGUCACGCGACAAGCCCGACCUCCCCAACGCGCAGAAAUACCAGCGCACCGCCAAGAAAUCCUUCUUCGUCCUCUUCCUGUUCACCGUGUGUUUCGGGCCGUACCACGCCUUCCGCCCCGUCUACAUCCUCUCACAGGUCAGCGACACAGCCAGCUGCAGCUACCUGCAGCUGGUGGAUCAUACCAACGAGGUCAUGCUGUUGCUCUCCGCCCUAAACAGCUGCAUGGACCCCGUCAUGUACUUCCUGUUGUCGGGGUCGGUGCGCAAAACCGCGUUGCGCGCCCUCGGACAGCGAUUCGGACACAGGCUGCCCUUCCUGCACGAAGCCACGUCCAACAGCUCCACGACAGAGCUGAGACGCUUGUCUUUACCCAACACCCCGAGAAACAGCGUGUUCAACAUCAACGCCACCCUCUUCCGCCCAGGACAGACUACACUUCCCCCUACUGGGCAACAAUGAUCACACAGUUCAAUACAUUUCUAACACUGUAUAUAAUCCCAGUUACCUCACAUGCAUCAAAUGUAAAAAAUGUAAAGUUGUGAUUCAAUAUUAAAACAUAAGAUUUAAGUCGGGCUGCAUUACUGAAUGAAUCGUCAAAUAUUUUGAUUACUUUAAAUAAAGAUUUUGUGUAAUUUAGUAUAAGUCUAGAUUUUCAGCUUCUUAAAUGUGAAUAUUGUUUGUUUUUUUGCUCCAUAUUAA